AGUGAGUAUGACUAAAAUAGUCCACUUUCUGUGGUCACAAGUCAGCAAUUAAAUUGGUUUAAAAAAAUGUCUUAACUUCAUUAUGUAGGAAUCUUUUAGAUCAAAUCUCCAACUACUUAACUAUAAUUCCAAGAAUUAUUUUAGAGAUCUGUGCAUCUGGGUAUUCCUCAUUUUAGUGUGUAGUACCUUUGUGUCAUUUUCAUUUGCUGUCUGUCAAAUAGUACUAUUCAAUUAUUGUCUUUCUUCUUGUCUCAUUAUUUUCUUGAAAAAAAAAUUGUGUUUUUGUCCUUUGUUUUUCACUGUAUUUUGUUACUACCUCACCUUAUUAUCUGUAUAAAUUCAAGAAUUGUACUCAUGUGAUACAUGUGCAAAAUCUUUUUGCCCCCCUUUACAUAAUUCUUGAAAAAGAUCCCAACUUUAUUCUGUGAUUAUUCAUAUUUUCUGUGUUUUGAUUCAAUUUAUGGAGAAAUUUUUGCCCUUUGUAAUUUGCUUGUCAUUGUUGUUUUUGGGUAGUUGUUAUUGUUCUAUUAAUGUAGAACAAUUGAGGGAUAAAAUUACUUAUUUGCCUGGUCAACCAGCAAAUGUAGAAUUCAAUCAGUAUUCAGGUUAUGUUACUGUAAAUGAACAAGCUGGAAGAGCAUUGUUUUACUGGUUAAUUGAGUCACCAAUGAGUAGAAAUCCUGAGAAAAGGCCACUAAUUUUAUGGCUAAAUGGAGGGCCAGGUUGUUCUUCAGUAGCUUAUGGAGCUGCUGAAGAAAUCGGUCCGUUUCAUAUUAAUUCUGAUGGGAAGACACUUUACUUGAAUCCUUACUCCUGGAACAAUUUGGCGAAUUUGCUUUUUCUUGAAUCGCCAGCUGGGGUUGGAUUUUCGUAUACGAAUACUUCCUCAGAUUUGUAUAAUGCGGGUGAUCAAAGAACAGCUGAAGAUACGUACCAGUUUCUCGUCAAGUGGUUCGAAAGGUUUCCUCAAUACAAGCAUAGAGAAUUUUAUAUUGCUGGAGAAAGUUAUGCAGGGCAUUAUGUUCCACAGCUAUCUCAACUUGUCUACCAAAGGAACAAGGGAAUCAAGAACCCGAUUAUUAAUUUCAAGGGCUUUAUGGUGGGGAAUGCUGUUACCGAUGAUUACCAUGACUAUAUUGGCACGUUCGAGUACUGGUGGACCCAUGGCUUGAUUUCAGAUUCUACAUACAAGCUUCUCCAGAUAACCUGUGACAAAGGAUCUUCUGAACAUCCUUCCACUGAUUGCACUAAAGCUCUUCUUCUUGCCGAACAAGAGCAGGGAAAUAUUGACCCUUAUAGCAUAUAUACUCGUCCUUGUGCUAGUACUUCAUCGCUUCGGCGUAACUUAAGGGGUCAUUAUCCAUGGAUGUCCAGAGCAUACGACCCAUGCACCGAGAGGUAUUCUGAAGUUUAUUUUAAUCUCCCGGAGGUACAAAAGGCGUUCCAUGCUAAUGUAACUAAGGUUGCCUAUCCUUGGAAAACAUGCAGUGAUAUUGUUGGAAACUAUUGGGCCGAUUCUCCUCUGUCAAUGCUGCCUAUCUACCAAGAGCUAAUAUCUGCUGGUCUUAGGAUAUGGGUAUUCAGUGGGGAUACUGAUUCAGUUGUUCCUGUAACCGCAACUCGAUAUUCUAUAGAUGCUUUGAAGCUUCCAACUAUCACCAACUGGUACCCUUGGUAUGACAAUAAAAAGGUUGGAGGAUGGAGCCAAGUAUACAAGGGGUUGACGCUUGUAACUGUAACAGGAGCAGGGCACGAGGUGCCACUUCAUCGCCCUCGUCAAGCUUUCAUUCUAUUGAGAUCUUUUUUGGAGAACAAACCAAUGCCGAGCUAAAACAUGCAGGUUCCUCUGUCUAUUUGCGAACAAACAAGUGAAAAUCUGUAGAAUAAUAACCAUAUAAUCGCGCUGUUCUUUCCCCUCGACUCGCAUAUUUCUGGUUGCAGUUGGAAAUUAUGAAGUAAAGGCCGCGGGGAGAUUCAAGAUUGUUACACCUUAAUAAUGCUUUACAGUUUACAUUAGUUAUAUUAGAACUUGCAUUCAUAUAUUGGUUUGAAUUCAUUUUAUAGAUAAAAACAUUAAUUCCAUGUAAAUGGAGUUCCCAGUUGAAGACAUUCACAUCUUAUAGGGAAAUCAAUUUAAUCCUACUUGUUUGUAGCUUUUUUUUUUGUAGACAAAUCUAUGUAUUCUCUGAGUAUUAUAGCUUGUGCUGCAGUACUUGUA
Nicotiana tabacum (common tobacco) is the source of this 2218-nucleotide messenger RNA. RefSeq names its product serine carboxypeptidase-like 27. Lineage: Eukaryota; Viridiplantae; Streptophyta; Magnoliopsida; Solanales; Solanaceae. Gene Ontology annotation, biological process: proteolysis. Gene Ontology annotation, molecular function: serine-type carboxypeptidase activity. Gene Ontology annotation, cellular component: vacuole. The record is from RefSeq and is a predicted model, not a curated record.